AUGGAAUCCGUCGUUGGGACCGUUUCCUCCUCCGCCGCCUGGGUUGUGGGCGUGGGCAUUGCCCUCGCCGACGCCACAUUCUCCUGGAUCUCGUCGUGGAUUCCGGUUUUGUUGGUUUUCGACAUCUUCGGGACCUCCUGGCUGGUGUGCCAUACUUUGGUCAAUCACCACCUCAUCCCCGCCGCCCGCGAAGUUCCCUUCUGGAUCCUCCGCCCGUCCUCAGACCUCGCCACCGCCUCUGCCCUCUUGGGUGUUUACGUCUUCGUCCUCUUCCACACUGCCGGCUGCCUGGUGUCCCUUUGGUGGUAUUCGUACCGUAUACUCCGACGAGGGUACCGGAUCCCGAAAGGGGCAGUCACCCGCCGAAAGAUGAUUAUGCAGACCCUGGCCGACGCCGACGAUUCCCGGUACUGGUUCGACCUGGGGUUCCGACCCAACCUCUGCCUCCGCUGCUCCCGUAACGCCGACCUGGAAGGUGGGGAGGGCCCUGGGUCGAUACUGGACCGGAUGUACCACGGCACGACGAACAAGGGGGUGGACUUGGGGUGCAUCGCGCUCUUUGACCACUAUUGCUGGUGGCUUUGGUGCCCGGUCUCCUUGGAGACUCAGAAGCCAUACCUACUCUUUAUGGGUUGGGUUGUGGUCUUCCACCUUUACUCUUUGGGGAUUCUCUGCUUCUCACUGGCGUCCUUUGGAACCAGGUGGUCGCUGUCCCCAGUUGUCGUGGCUGCCGGAGCCCUUCCCUUCGUUUUUCUCUGGGUGAAGAAGGCGCCAUUCCGGGGUCAAUGGGUUAACCAGGGACUUCGGAACCAAACGCACAAAGAGACGACGGCGUAUAUCCGGAACCUCCCCCAGCAGGCAUGGCCGAUGGGGAUUGCCGGGCCUAACGGCUUGGAGCAUGUGACGGUUGGAUUUAACCCGUGGGAUCUCGGCGCAAUGGGAAACCUGCGCGCGGUGCUAGGCGACAGCAUCUGGGAGUGGCCUUUCUUCUGGCGUACCCCUCGCAGGGUGCGGGAAUUCGGUGUUCACCCCGAUUGGGAUCUCCCUUUCGGACCUCGGUGGGACCAAUUCAUGGAGGAUCGUGCUCUGGUUGUACCAGUUGGGGGUCUACCGGAUGGCAUUAGCCUCACUCCUCUCCCUCCCGCCCUCCGUAACGACAUUUCGCGGCGCCGACGCAUUUGGAGUUCGGAGGAUUAG
This is a messenger RNA of Colletotrichum fioriniae, 1197 nucleotides long. RefSeq lists its product as uncharacterized. The record is from RefSeq and is a predicted model, not a curated record. Lineage: Eukaryota; Fungi; Ascomycota; Sordariomycetes; Glomerellales; Glomerellaceae.